Messenger RNA from Trametes versicolor FP-101664 SS1, 1653 nucleotides. Its product is annotated as subtilisin-like protein. NCBI's taxonomy places the organism in Eukaryota, Fungi, Basidiomycota, Agaricomycetes, Polyporales, Polyporaceae. The transcript is spliced from 8 exons. Bases 1 to 1653 code for a protein of 550 amino acids. The record is from RefSeq and is a predicted model, not a curated record. Gene Ontology annotation, molecular function: serine-type endopeptidase activity; tripeptidyl-peptidase activity. Gene Ontology annotation, biological process: proteolysis.
AUGGCCAUAGGCGACCCGACCAGCCCUACCUAUGGACAGCACCUGUCGAAAUCCCAGGUCGCACAACUUGCAGCUCCUGCUCCGGAAAGCAUGGCAGCAGUCACGGGAUGGCUGCAGGACCACGGCCUCACCCCGGACGCCGUCUCCUCUUCUGGGGACAUGCUCACGGUCCGCAUGUCGCUCGAGAAAGCCAACUCGGUCCUGAACGCCAACUACUCCGCGUUCGUGCACACGGCCACGAAUACCACGAUGUGGAGGACACUUUCCUACUCUGUGCCCGCUCAUCUUGAUGAACAUCUAUCCUUUGUGUACCCGACCACUCAAUUCAUUCCGCCUCCUGUCGCUCCAGCGAUGACGCGCAUGACGGGGCUCGCUGCUCGACUUCCGUCGAAGAGAAGUGACCAGUCAACGAGCUGCGCGGAGAUGAUGACGCCCAAGUGCCUUCAGGCGCUCUAUAACAUCCCUGCCACGCCGGCUACCGCUGCAGGAAACGGCAUCGCAAUCGGCGGCUCUUCAGUGCAAGUCGCAGACCUCGACGAUUUGAGGGCAUUCCUCUCCCAGGAGCGACCAGACAUCGGUGACGUUGCAUUCACGCUGCAGUCAGUCAAUGGCACUAUAAUUCAGGGAAACGGCACAGACUCGGCAUCAACGGCUGUUAGUGUGCAGUACGCUGUCGGAUUGGCAACGAACGUGUCCACGACAGUCAUAUACCCAGGACCCCAGGAUGACGCGGACGGAAUCCAGGGCCUUCUCGACAUCACGAACUUUCUCCUCGCUCAAGACACUCCGCCACUUGUGUUCCUAACAAAUGUACAAUACAACGAGGCUGCGUUCCAGCAGGCCCCUGAAAUUGCGCAGUCUCUUUGCAAUGCGUUUGCGCAGCUUGGCGCGCGUGGAAUAUCGGUCAUCGCUGCGUCCGGAAACAGUAACCAAUCUGGAACGGGAUCAUGUAAUGGCGAUGCUUUUCAUGCCAUGUUUCCUGCCUCAUGUCCCUAUGUGACAGCCGUAGGCAGUACGCGAGGGAUCAACACUGAGAACGCUGCAGAUUUCUCCUCCGGCGGCUUCUCGGACGUGUUCCUUCGCCCUGCGUACCAACUCGACGCUGUAGCUGGUUACAUGAAACAACUAGGAAGCGCAAACGCAAGUUCGGUGAACACCACCGGUCGUGCCUAUCCAGAUGUUUCGGCACAAGGUUCUCAAUUCGUUGUCGAGGUCAACGGGCCACCCCAGACCUUCAACAGUACGAGUGCCUCGAGUGCGACGUUCGCAGCCGUGGUCGCGCUCCUCAAUGAUCGCCUGCUCAACGCCGGAAAACCCCCUCUAGGGUUCCUGAACCCGCUCUUGUACUCCAAGGGUCUUCCGGCUCUGAAUGACAUCGUUUCCGGUAGCAGUAGCCCGAGCUGCGGCGCUCGGGAUGGCCUCGCCGCGACCCCAGGAUGGGAUCCGGCUACUGGGCUCGGCACUCCGGAUUUCCAGAAGUUGCUCGCGAUUGUGGUGGGGAGCGACGCGGAUGCCGACAGGUCUGGGACUGUGACGGCUGGUCGCCGGUCCUCCUCAGAACCGACGACUGACGUUACAAGGGGCUCGAGUUUGGAGGGCCUGUUUCCCUUCGCAACCCCGCCAGAGGACUCCGAGCAACUGCGCUCCACAUGA